AUGUCUACUGGAUCUCCCAGUGACACCGAGGACAUUCAGGAAAUGGAAUUACAGGGGCUCCAUCUCAAAUGUAACGGUCUGAAGCACGAGUCGAACGAGGCGGAAUUCUAUAUCUCCGCUGAAAACACGGACGAAUCGAGCUCUGACUGCAGCACCAAGAGGAAGAGGCGAGGGGCUGUCAGGAGAAAACAACUGCCCAGGCUGGGCAAAGAGGGCAAGCAAUCGCAGAGAAACGCUGCCAAUGCCCGAGAGAGAGCCAGGAUGCGAGUCCUGAGCAAAGCCUUUUCCAGGUUAAAAACCAGCCUGCCCUGGGUGCCCUCAGACACCAAACUCUCCAAACUUGACACCCUCAGACUGGCAGCUAGCUACAUCGCACAUUUAAGGCAAAUCUUAGCAAAUGAUAAAUAUGAAAAUGGAUACGUCCAUCCGGUAAAUCUGACCUGGCCAUUUGUGGUUUCAGGAAGAUCUGAAGUAGAUAGCAAAGAUCUUGCCACCACGUCCAGAUUGUGUGGGACUACUGCUUAG
This is a messenger RNA of Pristis pectinata (smalltooth sawfish), 525 nucleotides long. It is a transcript of the gene msc, whose product is annotated as transcription factor 21. Bases 1 to 525 code for a protein of 174 amino acids. The transcript has 2 exons. The record is from RefSeq and is a predicted model, not a curated record. Gene Ontology annotation, molecular function: RNA polymerase II transcription regulatory region sequence-specific DNA binding; DNA-binding transcription factor activity, RNA polymerase II-specific; protein dimerization activity. Gene Ontology annotation, biological process: regulation of transcription by RNA polymerase II; developmental process. NCBI's taxonomy places the organism in Eukaryota, Metazoa, Chordata, Chondrichthyes, Rhinopristiformes, Pristidae.